Messenger RNA from Exophiala spinifera, 825 nucleotides. RefSeq lists its product as uncharacterized. The record is from RefSeq and is a predicted model, not a curated record. NCBI's taxonomy places the organism in Eukaryota, Fungi, Ascomycota, Eurotiomycetes, Chaetothyriales, Herpotrichiellaceae. The coding region runs from base 1 to 825 and encodes 274 amino acids. The transcript has a single exon.
AUGUCCGCCGUACGUGAGCUUGAGAGUGGCUCUCGCAGCACCACUGGAAAAUGGACACCAUUUGACUGGGACGAUCCAAUCCAUGGGCCUCAACAGAAAGGAGAAGUGGUGGUCAUUCGCACUGGAGGCACGUCUGGGACCCUGGCUUCAGGUCUGUGGCGCACAGGUGCCGUGAUGCCCGGGUGCAACGCCGACGGCACAUGCGACGUCAUCUACUCGGCGCCGCUCGGUGACGAGACGAUGCUGAUCUUAGAAGGGUCGUCGGAGGUGACGGUGACGGCGACGGGCAAGAAGUAUCACUUCGAAGCAGGUUCCAUUCUGUCGCAUCCGAAGCACGUCGACCUAUCCUGGCACGUCAAUGCACCGUUUCUGAAGAAAUUCUGGACAAUCUGGGACUGCCCCAUCCCAGGAACCAAAGAAGACGACUUGUAUGUAGGCCACAUCAACGACAACCCGGCCUCCUGGACGCCGUUCUCCUGGGAUGAGCCGGGAGUAGGCCCGCAGACGGCUGGCGAAGUCAGUCUGGUGCGAAACAGAGGGUCGACCGGGACUUUACAGGUCGGUCUUUGGCGCACGGGACCCGGUAUGCCAGGCUGUAAGCCGGACGGCUCCGCGGUUUUCCCCUACAGUGCCCCCCUUGGGGACGAGACUAUCAUGGUACUGGAAGGCCAGGUGACCGUCACCGAGGAUGAGAGCGGAAAGACGAGCUCCUUCCAAGCCGGGGACAUCGUGGCCCUGCCAUCAGGCCUGAAGAUCACUUGGACCUCCGUUGGGCCGUUUGUGAAGACAUUCUUCGUCCUCACAAAUGGUACCCAUCCCAAUUGA